CCUCUCCCCCCUCCGCCCCCGCCGUGGAAAGUUAAGUUUGAAGAGGGGGGAUGAGGGGAACAUGGACAUGAAGAAGAGGAUCCACCUGGAGCUGAGGAACCUGACCCCGGCAGCAGUUCGAGAACUUGUCUUGGACAAUUGCAAAGCAAAUAAUGGAAAAAUUGAGGGGUUAACAGAUGAAUUUGUGAACUUAGAGUUCCUCAGUUUAAUAAAUGUAGGCUUGUUUUCAGUUUCAGAUCUCUCCAAGCUACCUAAAUUGAAAAAGCUUGAGCUCAGCGAUAAUAGAAUCUUCGGAGGUCUGGACAGAUUAGCAGAAGAACUUCCAAGCCUCACACACCUGAACCUGAGUGGGAAUAAGCUGAAGGACAUCAGCACCUUGGAGCCUCUGAAAAAGUUGGAUUGUCUGAAAAGCCUGGAUCUGUUUGGCUGUGAGGUCACUACCCUGAAUGAUUACCGAGAGAGCGUCUUCAAGCUCCUGCCCCAGCUGUCCUAUCUGGAUGGCUAUGACCGAGAGGACCAGGAAGCCUCGGACUCGGGUGUGGAGGUGGAUGGUGUAGAGGAAGCCCCCGACUCAGACGCAGAGGUGGACGGUGUGGACAAAGAAGAAGAGGAUGAAGAAGGAGAAGAGGAAGAGGAAGAUGAGGAUGGUGAAGAAGAAGAGGAUGAAGAUGAAGUCAGUGGAGAGGAAGAAGAAUUUGGAUAUGAUGGAGAAGUUGAUGAAGAUGAAGAAGAUGAGGAUGAAGAUGAAGAGGAGGAAAGUGGGAAAGGUGAAAAGAGAAAGAGAGAAACAGAUGAUGAAGGAGAAGAUGAUUAAGACCCGAAACAAUCUGCAGGAAACAGAACUGUUGAGUAUUGGUUGGACUGCUCAUGGAUUUGGUAGCUGUUUUAAAAAGGUAGCUGUGAUACAAGCCCCAGGACACCCCCACCCAAAGAGCCAAAGAAUAGUUCCCGCGACAUUCCGCCUUCCUUCGUUUAGCCCCUUGGUAAUCCACCACCAAGCCUGGGGACUUCACCCCAACAAAAUUGUAAACAUUGUUAGGUUUUCGUGUAAGACUCUCUUGCUGUAUUGUGACA
Molecule: messenger RNA, 1074 nt
Organism: Acomys russatus (golden spiny mouse)
Lineage: Eukaryota; Metazoa; Chordata; Mammalia; Rodentia; Muridae
Product: acidic leucine-rich nuclear phosphoprotein 32 family member B-like
Exons: 1
Coding region: 62-814 (250 amino acids)
Biological process (GO): regulation of apoptotic process
Cellular component (GO): nucleus
Molecular function (GO): histone binding
Source: RefSeq, a predicted model, not a curated record